AUGCAUGAUCUCGUGUUUCGCUGGCUCAGCCAGGUGCUCGUUCCUUACAAGGAGCGCGCACGCAUCAUGUCAGACAUGGACACCAUCCUGACUGAGUACCCGACGCUGCGGCCCCGCACAGAUGUGUACACAUACAAUGACGGCCGCUCGAUGCUUCUUCUCCUACUAGACGGGACGAUCGCUGUGCCAUUUCGUGGCAGCGUAUAUAACAUACCCAUGCAUUUUUGGUUCCCGCGCGUGUACCCGCAGGAGCCUCCGAUUGUCUACGUCGUGCCCAUGCGUGACAUGCUACUACGCAGCGGCGCACACACCACGCCAGAAGGGUGUGUACAGGUGCCGUACAUACAUACGUGGAUGCGCAAGCCUGAAGCAAGUUCCCUGCUCGAACUUGUGCGUGAAUGCCAGGCCGCUUUCAGCCUCGAGCCGCCCGUCAUGGCCAAGCGCCCCACGUCCCCACCGGCCCCACCGCCGCUGCCUCGACAGACCGUGCCAGCCAUGCCGCCUCUUCCUCCCAAAGCGAACCAUGCCUCUCCCCGCGAGACGGAGGUACCGGAGGUGACGAUGCCCGCGCCACCACGGCCCAUGAAUCCUGCCGUGACCGAGCUGCAUACCAAGGUCCACCAGCAACUCUCGAUGCGCGUCGCCGAGAUGUACGCGGCGCAGACGCAGUCUGAUGCGCAGCUGCGCAUGCUCUUGGACGACCUGGAACGCGGUGCACCGGCGCUGGAAGACGAAAUGCAGCGCCUGCGUGCUGUACGAGAUGUCUGUGUCACCAACACGCAGCGUCUGUCGACUAUGAUGGACACAGCCAAGCGGACUACGUGGGAGCUCGAGGCUCGGCCUGAGCCGGACGUCGAUCAUAUGAUGUCGGCCACGAGUCUUGUCGAAAACCAGCUCCUGCAGCUCAUGGCCGACGACCAAGCCAUUGAAGAUACACUAUACCAGCUCAGUCGUGCACUAUACUCGGAGCAACUCUCGCUCGACCGCUUCAUUAAACACACGCGUAUGCUCUCUCGCGAGCAGUUCCUCAAACGCGCACUCGCUCAGAACAUUGCACACGGUCUCGGAUGGGACGCGCCCCUUACUGGGCCGGCGACACCGACAUGA
This is a messenger RNA of Malassezia restricta, 1107 nucleotides long. RefSeq names its product ESCRT-I complex subunit TSG101. Gene Ontology annotation, molecular function: ubiquitin binding. NCBI's taxonomy places the organism in Eukaryota, Fungi, Basidiomycota, Malasseziomycetes, Malasseziales, Malasseziaceae. Gene Ontology annotation, biological process: protein modification process; endosome to lysosome transport; protein transport. The record is from RefSeq and is a predicted model, not a curated record. The transcript is spliced from 3 exons. The coding region runs from base 1 to 1107 and encodes 368 amino acids. Gene Ontology annotation, cellular component: ESCRT I complex.